AUGUCUGAGUCGCGUCCUCGGCGUCUGCUGCGGGUCUCGAAAGCAUGCGACUACUGCCAUCAUCGCAGGAUCAAGUGUCGCGCCAGCCAAAGCGAUCCUCAUCGCUGUCAGAACUGCGCCGACUUUGAUAUCGAGUGUGAAUCUUCGCGUCCGCUGAAGAGGGGUAAAGCAGCCGCUGCCAAUCGAGCUGGCUGCCUCGCGCACGCCGCGACGCCCUCGCCGGCCAACUCGACGACAGAGCCUGUAUUGCAGCCUGGCCGCUAUGGCACCCUGAAUGGCCACCCGAAUGGAGGAGCUGUGCGACCGCUCCCACUUCCACCCGUGUCCGCUUCAUUGCUGAACGGCACUGUGUCUCGCGACAGGAAGGACGCUUCGCUGAGUCCUGCCUGGAAAGCGUUCGCUCACGCAUCGUCGCCUCUCGUAAGAAAAUUGCUGGCCGUCUACUUUGAGACGGUGUAUCCCAUCUUUCCUCUCUUCGACCGCCCGAAUGUUGACCGCAGGCUCUCAGCCGACGAGCAAGUCCACAACCGCGGUUUCUUUUGCUCGAUCAUGGCCGCCUGCGCGCUCGCCUCGGCUCGGGUGCGUGACGGGGCCCUUGUCUCUCUCGGCAGUCACUCUCAGGAACUCCUCACCAUGCCGCCUGAGACGUUCCUCUCCGCAGCCCAGGACACUCUACCAGGCGAUUUGCUCCAUUCGCAGGACUUUGACUUUCUUCGCGCCUGUGCCUUGCUCGCAAUCGCAAGCAUUCAGGACGGCAAGAUCGAUGCCAUGCGCAUGUACAUCGGUCACUAUUUCACCAUGACGGCGACGUGGCAGUGGCAUGACGAGGCAACCUGGCCCCCUGGUCUGUCACCUGUGGAACUUGAGGAACGUCGACGCUUGUACUGGUCCAUCUACACCCUGGACAUCUUCACUUCUAUCGUGUGGGAUGGCUGCAUCCACUUCCAGGAGGCGCAUGCCCGAGUUGCUUACCCCAGCGGCGACCAGCCUGAACCUGGUGUGCCGCGCCAGAGUCAGCCGUGGAUACUUGGUUGGAACUUCACGACAGAUCUCUACCGUAUCCUUGAGCAUGCCAUCUGCAAGCUACGGACUCGGUCGUCACGCUUCAACCUCUUUGCUGCCGGGCGGGCCCCUGAUACAGCCGAGACAAUCAAGCAGAUCAACGACCAGAUCACCGUCAUGUACACUCACCUGCCAUCCAGCUUUAAGGACCUUCGCGCGGCUACAGGUCAACUGGAACACGACAUCUUUGGUUUCCAAGCCGCAAACAUCCAGGCCACGCUCGCCCUGCUUCGUAUGGCUCUUCUCUCCCUAGAGCAGAAUGUCGACCUCGACCAGAAGUGCUCCAUCGCCAGCGAUGUCUUGGGUAUCUUUCACCAGGUACCAAAAGCCUUCCAGAGAGCUAUCAGCACGCCACUCAUCUAUCAUAUCGGAGGCAUCGGCAACAUCUUAGGAUCCGUCAUGGAGGGCCCCAUGUCUGAGAGCUCGUACCAGCGCGUCCGUGAUCUGCUCCUGUCCAUGGCUGACCUCCUCGAGAGCCUCGAAUCGUUCCAUCACCAGCGCGCUGGGGCCGGACGCAGGCUUCGCGAACAAGUGGAACGCAUUGACGCGUACAUGGUCUCUCGACGUCAGAUGGUUGCGGGUCAGCCGAUACCUCAUGAGGUGCUACCUAUGGCAUCGGCAAGCACCGAGAACCCGCCGAUUGGCCCCAACGGGAUCUCCCCUCAAUUCCAGAUCCCCGACGAGCUUUUGCAAAAUUGGGACUGGUCGUUCAACAUGUACCAGAGCCAGUUCCCGUUCUUUGGGGACCCUGGUUAA
Messenger RNA from Verticillium alfalfae VaMs.102, 1818 nucleotides. RefSeq lists its product as hypothetical. The coding region runs from base 1 to 1818 and encodes 605 amino acids. The transcript is spliced from 4 exons. Gene Ontology annotation, biological process: regulation of DNA-templated transcription; DNA-templated transcription. Gene Ontology annotation, molecular function: DNA-binding transcription factor activity, RNA polymerase II-specific; zinc ion binding; DNA binding. The record is from RefSeq and is a predicted model, not a curated record. NCBI's taxonomy places the organism in Eukaryota, Fungi, Ascomycota, Sordariomycetes, Glomerellales, Plectosphaerellaceae.